AUGGCAGCUGCCACGUGUGAGCGGAGCAGGGACAGCCUCGCCGGAUCCAUCCAAGUGAGCAACGACGCCCGGGAGAUCCGAUACUGGAUCCGGGAGGAAGGCGCCACAGAGGUGUCGGGUGCCCGUCCUCCACGGCUCCGCGCCUUUCUCCACCCUUCCUCCCUGCUGUUCAAGGAGAACUCCUACGCCUGCCCCUACGUGAUGUACUCUGACAAGAUGGUCCAGCAACAGAGUAACCCACGGCAUCCGACCAAGCUAGUUCUCACCGGCUGCUCGGAAGCCUCCGUCUACGCCUUGCUCCUCUUUGGCGGAGACCUCCAGGUCAAUCACAAGGAGGCAGAGGUGGCGGUGGACGGCUGGGCAGACUUCGCGGGUGGGAGCACCACCGUUGUCGCCAUGAUCCAGCGCCUACGAGCGGCCAUCGACGCUUUGCUCCUGCGCAAGGUCCAGGACCCCUCAGAGGUGCUGUCGGGAGACCCUGUGGCACAGUGCGUCGUGACGCUUUUGACCACCGACGGCCUCGGCUAG
Symbiodinium natans is the source of this 528-nucleotide messenger RNA. NCBI's taxonomy places the organism in Eukaryota, Dinophyceae, Suessiales, Symbiodiniaceae. The record is from the annotation of a GenBank genome assembly.